Saccostrea echinata is the source of this 1938-nucleotide messenger RNA. RefSeq lists its product as uncharacterized. The record is from RefSeq and is a predicted model, not a curated record. Lineage: Eukaryota; Metazoa; Mollusca; Bivalvia; Ostreida; Ostreidae. Bases 1 to 1938 code for a protein of 645 amino acids. The transcript has a single exon.
AUGGGUCCUCGUUUCAAUCGAAACGCCAAGUCUAAAUGUAAGAAAAACAGAGCUAUGAAUUUUAAAGCUCGAAAAAUUAGAGAACACAAGAAUAAAGUACUAAUAGCUCGAGAUCAUGUGUUUAAUCUCACACCUGACAGAUUGUCAGAUGAGGAGUAUUUACUUUUGGCAAAAGGUCUAAAAUUUGUACCUUCAUCUAUCUCACACCAAGUCAAACAACAAGUAAUGAGAGAUUUUAAUGAAUUUGCCAGAAAAUUAAAAUGUAAAUACAUGUUUCAUGACCCAGAUAGUGACAACAAUAUACAUCCUUUCCGCAUGAAAAGCGGUUUUGAACCUGAAAUUAUGAACAAUUCAGUUCAAACAUAUAUUGACAAUACAAGACUUGAAUUGUCAUCUAUGGAAGUUCGCAAAUCAACUGACAAUUUAAGCAUAUCUGAACGCCAAGCACGAAGAAGGCUAAAAGGUCGUAAAGACAUCAUCAUCAAAAAAGCUGACAAAAACAACAUGUGCGUCGUAAUUAAAAAAACUGAUUACAUCCUUAAAGGUGAACGUCAGUUAAAUAGCAAAUACUUCUGCAAAAUUACUAAUCCCAAUCUAAAUCAUCUCGAAAAUAUUAUCACACAAAAAUUGUCUGAGAUGAACACUAAGGGUGUACUUGACAAUAUUAUCUAUGACUUUCUACGGAAAGCUAAAGACACGAGGAUAGGGAGAUUAUAUUUGCUCCCUAAAAUACACAAGCUCAAUAUUGAGACUUUUAAUGAGAUUAAAAACAAUGGUAGCUGGAAUUCACCAAUUAUUCCACCAGGUCGACCUAUUAUCUCACAAAUAGGUUCACCUACAGAACGCAUAAGCCAGUAUGUAGAUUACUUUCUGGCUCCCGUCGUGCAAACACUAAGCACGUAUAUCAGGGACAGUUCAGACUUCAUUCUAAAAGUUGAACAACUUAGACCACACGCUAAGUGCCUACGGGUCAGUUAUGAUGUAACAUCGCUCUACACCAAUAUGCAUUUCGAGGAGCUAAUUACGGCUGUUCAAAUGGCCUAUACAAACUUCAACAAAGCAGAAUGUAUAAUACCCGCUCCACCUACAACUGAUCUUUGUUUUCUUCUUCGACUUGUACUAGAAAACAAUAUAUUUGAAUUCAACUCUGCUUUGUAUAAACAAACAAUAGGAUGUGCGAUGGGUUCUAAGUGUUCCCCAUCUGUGUGCGACAUACGCCUACACCAAAUUACUGAUGAAAUCAUCGAUAAAUUUACAGGGAAAAAUAAAAUAAUAUAUCAUGGUCGCUAUCGCGACGACGGAUUCAUCAUUUUUCAUGGAUUAGAAACUUACAUCCAUGAGCUAUUUGAAAUAGCUAAUUCACAACAUCCUCUGCUCAAAUUCACAUAUGAAAUUUCUACACAAGAAAUCAAUUUCUUAGACACCACAGUGUUCAAAGGAAAGAGAUAUAAAACCAGUCAAAUUCUGGAUUUUAAAACCUACAUUAAACCAACAAAUACAUUCCAAUAUUUGGAACGCAACAGUGCACAUAAUUCCUCUGUUUUUAAAGGAUUUAGCAAAGGUGAAACAAUACGCCAUAUGAGAAAUACAAGCAAUAAAAUCACCUUGCUUAAAAUUCUGCCUGAGUUUGAGGUUAAUCUCUUAAAGAGAGGAUAUGAUAAAAUUGAAAUCAAAUCUAACAUGCAAAAUGUACUCGCUAAUUAUAGCAGAGAAAAAACCCUGCAAAGUAAAAGUAGCAUCAGGAAAAGAGGAAUUCCUCUUGUUUUUGUCACAAAGUACAACCCCUGUAUACGACAUUCAAAAAGAAAACUGAUAAAAUAUUGGCAUAUCCUUGCAAAGGAUGAAGACUGUCAAAAAGUCUUCUCUGAAUUAUCUAUUGGGUCCUACAAACGCAAGAAAAACCUGGGUUACAUUCUCACCUCCUCAACAUUUAAAUAA